AUGGCAGACUUUAAGGAACUGCGAGCAACACUCCAGAGAACUGCCAUUAAUUUUAUUGAUCGCUGCAAUGAACACACUGUCGAUGCUGUCCUCUCUAUCCGUACCGACACCUGCAAGCAUACACACCUCCCCUCAUCACUAGGCAUCGGAACCUACACCAACGUAGAAUACGGAGCAUUCUACGGCCGAUUUGCCGACAUGAUGAAAGACUGCACCUGCUGGAUAGUCGAUGACAAAGAGAUGGUUGUCGAUGUCGAGUCUCGAAAGGUAGUGAUGCAUGUGAAAAACAAGGGGAGCACUCCGCUGGGAGAGUACGAGAACGAAUACAUGUUCAUUUUGACGAUGACUGGUGAUGGGAAGAAGAUUGAGGAGAUAAUAGAGUUUUGUGAUUCAGCAAAGGCGAUUGAACUCAUGAAGAAACAUCAAGGCCAAAUGAAUGCUUAA
This is a messenger RNA of Clonostachys rhizophaga, 444 nucleotides long. Lineage: Eukaryota; Fungi; Ascomycota; Sordariomycetes; Hypocreales; Bionectriaceae. The record is from the annotation of a GenBank genome assembly.